Messenger RNA from Daphnia carinata, 1638 nucleotides. Its product is annotated as collagen alpha-1(III) chain-like. The coding region runs from base 142 to 1548 and encodes 468 amino acids. NCBI's taxonomy places the organism in Eukaryota, Metazoa, Arthropoda, Branchiopoda, Diplostraca, Daphniidae. The record is from RefSeq and is a predicted model, not a curated record. The transcript is spliced from 4 exons.
UUAUCUUGCCAGUACUUAAAGGCACAACUUCCACAAGACAAUUUAGUAUAAGCUCGUCAGAAUUGUGGAGGUGACGUUGGAAAAGAUUACCUGGUCAAUGAGUAUUGUGCCAUCAGCUACAGCACAGCCUUUGAGAACAAUAUGCGAGCUUGGGUACUACUUCCACUUUUAGUGGCCGCUGUUUUGUCAGCUCCACAGUAUGGCGACCAAACAGUGCCAAUCACCAGAGAACAAUGGGCCUCUCUAAAUCCAUACGGCUCAUCUGCGUCUUAUCCGCCUGAAGAAUAUUCGACAAUGAAAGAGUUGGAGAGGCAAUGGGCCCGUUUUUAUGACUACCUUCCAUGGUUGACAGGACCUGCAGGGCCGUCCGGACCUGAGGGACCAGCAGGAUCACCAGGUGCACCUGGAAUCGAUGGAUCUUAUGGUUAUCAACCUGAGCUCAUUCCUGGCCCUCCUGGAGCACGCGGAGGACCAGGACCAGCAGGACCUAAAGGAGAUACCGGUGCUCCAGGAGCUCCUGGCUAUUCUGGAGGGCCUGGACCACAAGGUGUUGACGGUAAACCAGGAGCACCUGGCUCUCCUGGAGAGAAAGGAACCCCAGGGUACAAUGGCGCACCUGGAGCUCCUGGUAAACCAGGAUCCAAGGGAGAGAAGGGAGGAUCUGGCUAUAAUGGCGCACCUGGUCUGUCUGGUGGUCCCGGCCUCCCUGGCAAAAACGGCUACCCAGGAGGACCUGGACCUCAAGGAUCAAAGGGUGAUGCUGGUGCCCCAGGUUAUACUAUUCCUUCUGAGAUUCCUGGCCCCUCUGGUGCUCCUGGCAUCCCUGGAAAAGACGGAGCUCCAGGAUAUCCUGGUGGUCCUGGACCCGCUGGCCCAGUCGGUCCUUCUGGCCCACAGGGACCUAAUGGCAAACCCGGUGCAAACGGCUUCCCCGGAGGACCUGGUCCUAAGGGUGAAGCAGGGCUGAACGGCCUUCCUGGCGCCCCUGGCAAGGACGGAUAUCCUGGUGCACCAAGCAAAAUACCAGGUCCCGCGGGAUCGGUGGGUCCAGCUGGAACUCCUGGUUCUAAUGGCUCACCUGGCAAAGAUGGUUUCCCAGGCGCCCCUGGUGCCCCUGGCAAAGAUGGUUUAAAUGGAACUCCUGGAUAUACAGGUGCACCAGGUGAGCAAGGCAUACCAGGUAAAGAUGGUCUACCCGGCCCUGAUGGAACUCCUGGCUCUUCUGGUGGACCAGGGCCAGUUGGACCACAAGGUAAAAUAGGCUCUACUGGUUACCCUGGUGGGCCAGGUCCAAUUGGACCUGUCGGCCCUGAAGGCCCAGCUGGUCCUCAAGGCAAAGCGGGAGCUACCGGUUUUCCCGGUGGUCCUGGCCCUGUUGGGCCAAUCGGUUCCGUUGGACCCGUAGGACCUCAAGGCAGGCCAGGCUCUCCUGGUCACCCAGGUCCUGUUGGACCUCAAGGACCAGCUGGUGGCUCUGGAAAAUCUUACCCAACUUAUGGCCACAAUGCGCAAGUGCCGAUCUAUGGACCUCCUCGUCGUGGCUAUUAAUGUUACGGAUAAAAGCAAUUGAAUAUCUAGAUCUAUUUUGCUAUAAAGACAUAUACGUACAUAAAUAUACGGAAAACCAUUCGACCCACA